This is a messenger RNA of Cylicocyclus nassatus, 414 nucleotides long. The record is from the annotation of a GenBank genome assembly. Lineage: Eukaryota; Metazoa; Nematoda; Chromadorea; Rhabditida; Strongylidae.
AUGAUCAAACAAGCAAGGGAAACUUCGCUCAAGAGCAAAGCCAUGGGCUUGCUGAUGAAUACUUUGGUUUUUCUUUGGAUUCCCCUGCUCUCACAUUUUUCAAUCAAGAACGGUAGAGUUUUGCGAAAGAAGAAACAGAAACUUGUACAAAUAAGUUGCUGGACUAAAGACAUGAAGUUCCCCGCGAUCAACAACAAGAAUUCCAGCGAUGCUGAAGAUGAGAUGAAAACUGAAGUUAUUCCAACCGUUAUGAAGGAGAUCCUGAGGAGAAUUACAAGGAUAGAGACCAUGCUUGCAAUCAUUAUCGAAAAUGACAGAAGACUAUCGGAGGAGAUGGAUCAGGUCAAAGAACAAGUGGAUGAAAUUCUGGAGAUAAACAGGGAACUGCUCAAUCGCAUUCCUCCGGUAGACUGA